This is a messenger RNA of Cercospora beticola, 1656 nucleotides long. RefSeq lists its product as uncharacterized. Gene Ontology annotation, biological process: ergosterol metabolic process. The record is from RefSeq and is a predicted model, not a curated record. Gene Ontology annotation, cellular component: endoplasmic reticulum membrane. Gene Ontology annotation, molecular function: ergosterol O-acyltransferase activity. Lineage: Eukaryota; Fungi; Ascomycota; Dothideomycetes; Mycosphaerellales; Mycosphaerellaceae.
AUGUCCACCGAUGAAGCGAACGGACAGGCAAAUGGCUACCGCGACACGCAGCUACACCAGCCUCGAGCCCGCAAGACACUCGACCCACGCUUCGCCCGCGACUUCAGCGACGAGGUCGCCUCUGAUCGAUUGACGCCAGGCUCGGGAAACAUCAGCGGACCAGGGACACCAGCUCCGCCAGACGAUGCUCCACCGUCUGUGAAAGCCACUUCUGCAGCCCGCAAACAUGUUCGCCGCAAGACGAGGCAGCAGCGCCUGUUCCCUUCCAUCGAAUACGAAGAGCGCGUGUCACACUUCGACCCCAAGUCGAGCUAUAGCAACUUCAGGGGCUUCUUCGUACUUUUUUGGAUCGGACUGGCUAUCAUGAUCUUGACCUCUAUGCUUCGGAAUCUGAAGGAGACGGGAAGGCUACUCAACUUCAAACAAUGGCCCUUGUUUACGAAGGACCUGUUUGAAUUAGCCUUGAGUGAUGCCUUCAUGGCGGCCAGCACAGCACUGGCCCUCCCACUCAACCUGCUAUUCAUGAGAAGCCAUGGCCUAUUAAGGUGGAAUCGAGGAGGCAUCGUGAUUCAGAGCGUGCUUCAGGUGAUAUGGUUGUGUUUCUGGGUGGGCUGGCCAUUCCUUCGAGACUGGUCAUGGACAGCACAAGUGUACUUCCUUCUGCACACGCUGGCAUUGUUCAUGAAGGGCCAUUCCUAUGCUUUCUACAAUGGACAUUUGGCUACUACGUUGCAGCGCCUGCAAGAAUUGGACCAGCCCAUCAGCCCGCAAACACCCACAGCAGCUGCCGUCCGGUACCCUCACGCUUACACUGGAUCGGCGCCCAGCGAACAGGAUGAUGGAAACGCAAAGCACGAGCACAAUUCCUCCAUCAUGCAGCUCCGAGAAGACCUCGCAACUGAACUCACAUCGCCUCUGGGGAACGUUUCGUACCCGCAAAACCUCACCCUUCGGAAUUUUGCAUUUUACCUUAUGUGUCCAACUCUCUGCUAUGAAUUGGAAUACCCACGAACUCCGUCUCGAUCGUACAUGGAACUCUUCUAUAAGACCCUGGCGGUUUUCGGGUGCAUUUUCCUCAUCACCGUCACUACCGAGGAAUUCAUUCUGCCAGUGCUGCAUGAGUCGGCCAUUCGUUUACAAGUAACACAAAAUUGGAUCGACAGCUCGUUGAUCUUUGCAGAGACCGUUAGCAGUCUGCUGUUCCCGUUCAUGAUCAUCUUUUUACUGGUUUUCCUCGUCAUUUUCGAGUACGUGCUGGGUGCUUUCGCGGAACUCACGCGUUUCGGCGACAGGCAGUUUUACUCCGACUGGUGGAAUUCAACCAGCUGGUUAGAAUUCAGCAGGGAGUGGAACAAACCCGUACACCAUUUCUUCCACCGCCACGUGUAUCUUGCGAGUCGUGGUGUGAACCUGUCGAGGCCCGUGGCAACAGUUAUAACGUUCCUGAUCAGUGCCCUUGCACAUGAGCUGAUUAUGGGGUCUAUCACGAGGAAAGCUCGGGGUUACUCUUUCUUCCUCAUGAUGCUGCAAAUUCCACUUACGGCGGCCCAGCAGAUACCCUGGGUGAAAAAACGCGAACUCCUCAACAAUAUCAUGUUUUGGAUUAGCAUGAUCCUGGGUCUGAGCUUGCUAUGUGCUCUCUAUGUACUUGUCUAG